AUGGUCCUUCUCUCCCCCACCGCAUUCACAGAAAACCCAUUCCGCACGCGCCAUGACGUUGCGGAAGGCCUCAAAGGCCUCCUCGAUCCCCUGGAACCACACACGUCACUGGGCGGGGCGUGUAUCAACAUCGGCUCAACAGCCGCACAUUACGACACCCGCGCCGUCGCGCUUGAGACCUUUGCCCGUCCUCUCUGGGGUCUCGCUGCGCUACUUGCCGGUGGUGGCGAGUAUGAGGGCACGGCACGUUGGGUGCGCGGGUUAGCAAAUGGGACGGAUCCACGAGGGGAAGAAUAUUGGGGCGCUUCAAAGGCCAAGGAUCAACGCAUGGUUGAGAUGAGCCCCCUGAGUUUUGCCAUUGCGCUAGCCCCAGACGUGUUCUAUACCAGCCAGACGUUAGAGGCGCAGAGGAACAUUGCGGCCUUCCUCGCGUCCUGCAUGACGCAGCCCAUGCCUGAUACGAACUGGUUAUGGUUCCGUGUCUUCGCCAAUCUCGCGCUCCGCUCCAUUGGCUCGCCACACCACAACCCAGGCCGCAUGGCGGCCGACCUCGAACGCCUUGACUCGUUCCAGCUCCCGCCGCAUCUCCCGGUGGGAGAUGACCUCAUCGGGUCCGCAGGCUGGAGUCGCGACGGCCCCGAGGACGUUAAGCAGCUCGACUACUACUCGUCGAGCUUUGCUAUCCAAGUCGCCCAGAUGGUCUACGCAAAGCUGUGUGCCGAGGAGGAUCCCAGGCGUGCUCGGGCUUACGAGCAACGGGCCAAGGACUUUGUUAAGGAUUUUGUGUUCUACUUCGACGACGAUGGAAACGCCAUUCCGUUUGGUCGAUCGAUGGUGUACCGCUUCGCGGUCAUCGCGACAUUCUCUGCUAUGGCACUCUGCAACGUCGAGCCCCCAGCCCCUCUGACAUGGGGACACUUGAAGGGCCUCGUGCUGCGCCACCUCCGCACCUGGUCUGGCAACCGUGACAUCUUUCGGUCGGACGGAACUCUUAACAUUGGAUACGCGUACGACAACAUGUACGCGACAGAAAACUACAAUGCUCCCGGUUCCCCGUAUUGGGCGUGCAAAGCGUUCCUCUGUCUCGGAGCGCCUCUAAACCACCCAUUCUGGACCUCUGACGAGCUGCCAUGGCCAAGCACGAUGCCGCGAAUCAAGGCCCUCCCCGAUCCGGGGCACAUCAUGGUGCGCUCUGGCGGCCACGUCUUCCUCCUCUCAUCUGGGCAGACGGCGCAUUACACCAUGCGCAAUGGUAACGCAAAGUACUCCAAGUUCUCAUACUCUUCUACCUUCGGUUUCUGCUAUUCCACGGGGUCCUUGGACUUGGAACAGCUCGCAGCAGAUGGCAUGCUCGCUCUGCGCGACGCGUCGCCAGGCGUCGAAGCGUCUGACUCGGACAUCUGGCGGGUGAGGCGGGUGGCGCUCAAUGCGCGGAUCGUCGGUCGGGGCACCGAGAGGAUGCACCUUCGCAGCGGCUGGCGUCCGUUCCCGGACGUGUAUGUCGAGACAUGGCUUGUCCCGCCCGCUGAAGAGAGUCCGAAUUAUUAUGUUCGAGUGCACAAGAUUACGACGGGCCGGACCCUCGACACCGCCGAGGCAGGUUGGGCGACAUACGGCCAGGGCGAGGAUGGCAGGGCACUGGUCCAGGCCUUCUCGGGUGAGACGUCGUCCGGAGGCAUGGAGGCCGAGGGCCAAGCUCGCGCGACGACGCGCGGUGGAUCUGUCGGGGUGGUCGACCUCGACGUCACUCGGCUCAGUGCCGGAUUCAACGGUGUUAAACGUCGCGGCAAGCUAGUCCAGUCCGACCCUAAUUCGAACGCCAUCUUCUCCCGGUCCGUCCUCCCAACCCUCCUGGGCCACCUCGAACCGGGGACACAUUACCUUGCGACCGGCGUGUUUGGGGCGCCUCCUUCGGAAGCGGAACUCUGGGACUCGGAGUGGGCGCACGUUCCGCGUGUUCCGUCGGAUUUGACGAUCUACAACUAG
This is a messenger RNA of Cutaneotrichosporon cavernicola, 1986 nucleotides long. RefSeq lists its product as uncharacterized. The record is from RefSeq and is a predicted model, not a curated record. Lineage: Eukaryota; Fungi; Basidiomycota; Tremellomycetes; Trichosporonales; Trichosporonaceae. Bases 1 to 1986 code for a protein of 661 amino acids. The transcript is spliced from 7 exons.